AUGGGAAGGAGGUCAUGUCCUGGUGCUUGCCUAGCCCAACGGAUGGUGGGUUUGACCUUAGGAUCUUUAAUACAGUGUUUCGAAUGGCAAAGGAUUAAUGAAAAGAAGGUUGAUUUAAAAGAGGGAUUCGGGAUCUCUAUGCCCAAAGCUGUGCCACUUGAGGCAAGGUGUAAAGCCCGCAAUGUUCUUCACCAGCUUCAACACACUGCAAUGCCUCGAGAACCAUAUGAAGACAGCACCACAGAUGUUACUUGGGAGUUGCCUAUGCCUGUUGUUCAACGACUACCUUCUCAAAGCAUCCGGUUUAGCGACGAUGAACAAUCUUUGCUUCUUUAG
Messenger RNA from Fraxinus pennsylvanica, 336 nucleotides. NCBI's taxonomy places the organism in Eukaryota, Viridiplantae, Streptophyta, Magnoliopsida, Lamiales, Oleaceae. The record is from the annotation of a GenBank genome assembly.